Molecule: messenger RNA, 1129 nt
Organism: Brassicogethes aeneus
Lineage: Eukaryota; Metazoa; Arthropoda; Insecta; Coleoptera; Nitidulidae
Source: the annotation of a GenBank genome assembly
UUGACGUUUGGCAUGUUGCGACAUAACCUCACAGUUUUAUUUACAGUCGUAUUCACGUGUAGUCGUUAAAAAUGGGGGAAAACAGCGACGACGAGUCGCAAGUUAACACAGGACCUGUGGAAAAUGCGUGGGAAUUAAAGGUGCCGGAAUUCAAGCCAGAACAUAACCCUCAUGGUUUGAUUGAAGAAAGUAGUUUUGCAACAUUGUUUCCUCAGUACAGAGAGCAAUAUUUAAGGCAAGUUUGGCCUUUGGUGCAGAAGGCGUUGGAGGAGCAUCAUGUGAAGGCUGAGUUGGAUGUAGUUGAGGGUAGUAUGACUGUAAAAACCACACGUAAGACUUGGGAUCCGUAUAUUAUUAUUAAAGCGAGGGAUAUGAUCAAAUUGCUGUCUAGAAGUGUGCCUUUCGAGCAGGCUAAGAGGGUUUUGGAGGAUGAUGUGGGCUGUGACAUAAUUAAAAUAGGUAAAUUGACGAGGAAUAAAGAGAAGUUUGUCAAACGGAGACAGAGAAUAAUAGGGCCAAAUGGGUGUACAUUAAAGUCAAUAGAGUUGUUAACAAAUUGUUAUGUGUUGGUACAAGGACAGACAGUGUCGGCUUUGGGGCCUUACAGAGGUUUACAACAGGUUAGAAAAAUUGUUGAGGACACAAUGAAGAACAUACACCCAAUAUACAAUAUUAAAGCGCUUAUGAUAAAACGGGAGUUGGCAAAGGACCCAAAGUUGAAAAACGAGAAUUGGGAGAGGUUUUUGCCCAAAUUUGUUAAUAAAAAUAUCAGUAAAAGGAAACAACCCAAAAAGAAGAAAGAGAAGAAAGAAUAUACUCCCUUCCCUCCUUCCCAUUCAGAAAGCAAGGUUGACAAAGAAUUGGCCUCGGGAGAGUUCUUCCUCAACAAAGAGCAAAAAAGGGUCAAAAAACAAAAAGAAAAGGAUGACAAACACGCAGAAGCGGCCAAAAAGCGCGAAGAAAAACGAAACGAGGCCUUUAUCCCGCCGGAAGAACCCACCACUUCGAAAAAUAAAACUAAUGUCGACACUAAAGUGGAUAUUGCUGCUCUUAAAGAUAAAAUUAUGAAGGCAAGAAAGGGUGCUAAAAUGUUUAAUAAGAAAUAAUAAUUAAUAAAAAUAUAUCUUAU